Messenger RNA from Hirsutella rhossiliensis, 600 nucleotides. Its product is annotated as 3-ketoacyl-CoA thiolase. The coding region runs from base 1 to 600 and encodes 199 amino acids. The transcript is spliced from 2 exons. Gene Ontology annotation, cellular component: peroxisome. Gene Ontology annotation, biological process: fatty acid beta-oxidation; phenylacetate catabolic process. The record is from RefSeq and is a predicted model, not a curated record. Lineage: Eukaryota; Fungi; Ascomycota; Sordariomycetes; Hypocreales; Ophiocordycipitaceae. Gene Ontology annotation, molecular function: acetyl-CoA C-acyltransferase activity.
AUGAGCGCCCUCGCCGUGCCCAAGGGCGUCGCCGCCGUCCUGGCCCGCGCGCCGUCCGACGUCGUCCUGCUCUCGUCGCUGCGCACCCCCAUCUGCCGCGCCUACAAGGGCCGGCUCAAGGACGCGUACCCGGAGGAGCUGCUGGCCGCCGUGCUCGACGCCACGCGCCGCCGGCUGCCCGCCGAGGCCGUCGCCGCCGUCGACGACGUCGCUGUCGGCGUCGUCCUCUCCGAGCUGGGCGGCUCCAAGGCCGCCCGCAUGGCCCUCGCCCACGUCGGCUUCGAGCCCGCCCACACCUGCCUGUACACGGUCAACCGCGCGUGCGCCUCGUCGCUGCAGGCCGUCGCCGACGUCGCCGCCCGCCUCCGCACCGGCGCCGUCCGCGUCGCCAUCGCCGCCGGCAUGGAGAGCAUGACGCGCAACUACGGCUCGCGCGCCGUCCCCGUCCACCUGUGGCCCGCGCUGCGCGACUCCCCCGUCCAGGAGGCGAGGGACUGCGUCAUGCCCAUGGGCCUGACGAUGCCUUUGCCGCCGCCUCGCAUCGCCGCGCCGCCGCUGCCCGGGACGCCGGCCGCUUCGACGCCGAGACGGUGCCGGUGA